Molecule: messenger RNA, 1806 nt
Organism: Babesia microti strain RI
Lineage: Eukaryota; Apicomplexa; Aconoidasida; Piroplasmida; Babesiidae
Product: Vacuolar protein sorting-associated protein 45
Exons: 7
Coding region: 1-1806 (601 amino acids)
Biological process (GO): intracellular protein transport; vesicle-mediated transport
Cellular component (GO): Golgi membrane
Source: RefSeq, a predicted model, not a curated record
AUGAAUUCACUGUAUGAUAGAGUUACAAGCUCUUUUAAAUCCAUUUUUAACAAAGUAAAGGGUUUUAAGGCGCUAGUUCUUGAUUCAGAAACAUCAGCUAUCUUAUCAUUGGUCUGUACUCAGACGUAUUUACUGGAGAAUGAAGUGUUUCUAACACUUAGAUUGGAUGAUCCUAGCGUUUUUCAGCAAAUAAGCACCAAGUCAAUUGUUGAUAUUGACCCUUACGAUAGCAAAAUAGAGGAUGUCCGCGAAGUACGCCAUAACAAACACCGAAAUCUAAAGCAUAUACCUGCUCUAUUUAUCAUAAGGCCCACAAACAACAAUAUUGAGAUAUUGUGCACUGAGUUAUCCCAGAGCAUUUUUGGGUCUUAUCAUUUUGUUUUUACAAACACACUAUCAGAAGACAAAAUUAAUAAGCUUGCUAAAUACGAUUCCUACCACCUAGUGAAAACAGUAUUUGAGUAUUACACCGACUUUUAUAUAAUUGGCCACAAUACAUUUUCCUUAGAGCAGAAAAAUGUCUAUAGCCUAUACAAGUUGUUGGUCAGCAAAGAGUAUAUAACUCUUAAUUCUGUAGAAUUAAACCAGAUAUUUUUAUCUUAUUACGAAAAUGAAUGCGUAAAACGCAUAGUUCAGGGUUUAUUUGCAUUAUGUUGUGCUACUGGCAAAAAGCCUACUAUUAUUUACCGCAAGUGUUCACCUCUCUGCCAAGCAAUUGCAUCUCAAUUGCAAGCCAAAAUCAAUGAUCACAACAAAAAUAUUUCCGUAACAAAUGAUACUGAAAGAUCCAAAAAUGGCCGGUUUGGUACAGUUCUGUUAUUGUACGAUCGCCGUGAUGAUUGUAUUACUCCGAUGUUAACUCAAUGGACUUAUCAGGCCAUGAUACAUGAAUAUAUUGGCAUACACAAUAACAAGAUAACAAUACAUACAAAAAACAAUGAGACAGAAGAAUUUGUCGUUUCUUCAAUAACAGAUUCAUUUUUUGAUCAGAAUAAGUAUCUCGAUUUUGCAGACAUUGAGAUGGCAAUUAAUGACUUGGUAAAUGAAUAUAAAAAAAAGCAAAAUCUAAUCACGAAAAAUGAUGUUUUUGAAACGCUACAAUUAAUACCAGAACAAGCAAAAAUGUCCGCCGAUGUCAAACGCCACUUAUCUAUACAGCACGCAUUGUCCAAUUGUUUGGCAAAAGGCGAUAUAUUAAAUCAGUCAAUUUUGGAACAGGAUAUUUGCUGCAAUAGCAACAAGGCAGAAAGCUUUUCAGAGCUCUACAAUCGCAUACAAUCUCCAGACAUAUCGCCAUUCAAUAGGCUUAGACUUUGCUGCCUGUUUGCAGUAUGCUACUCUGACGACAAAUCUCUGGUAAAUUACCUAAAGUCUGAAAUGAAAAAAAUGAAUUGUGAUACUGAGGAUUUUGUGGUGUUGGAUAACUUGCUCAAGUACUCAAAAAGCGCUAUGUGUAAGAAUGUUGACAGAAGCUUCUUUUCCCUGGCUAAAACAGCAAUUGAACAAACUAUCAAAGAUACUGUGGCUUAUAUGAGAUAUCGCUCUAGGCUAUCAGAAACAAUAGAUAUGCUACUCAAUGGAAAACUUAAUGGAUUUGACUAUGUAACAACUCCCUGUGCCUUUGGGUACCAAUAUGCCCUCAAUGAAAUGCCAAAAUCGGUAAUUGCAUUUGUAGUAGGAGGUGCUACCUAUCAGGAGAGCAGAGAAUGUGAGGGUCUGAGCGAGAAGACCGGAGUGGAUAUUUUGUUGGGGGGAACCACUUUUCUGAACUGUCAUUCAUUCUUCGAGGAAAUGGCCGAAUUAUAA